GCUUUGCGCUGGUCCCUGCGGGAGCCUGCAGCUGACGCGAGCUAGACACCUGUCACUUGCAUAACAUUUCUUCUGUAGACCUGAAACCACUUAGCUCUAGAAGAUUUGCCCUACAGACUUUCAAUGCUGACUUGCUGAGCUCGCCUUGACACCUGUUGGCAUUACGUUACACGAGCGUAUUCUUAAACCAGCUUUGGGACAUUUACAUCACCGCAACCAGUGGACGAGUCUGCGGCGGGGCAAGAUCGCUGCCGCCUGGCCCUUCUGGGCUCAGUAGUGCCCUUCAGCUUUCUUAGGUCAGCUAGGUCAACAUGGCCACCAGCGCAAAAGGCAUUGGUAUUCCCGUCAAGCUGCUGCACGAGGCGGAGGGCCAUGUUGUGACGGUGGAGCUCAAGUCCGGAGAGAUGUACCGUGGCGAGCUGUGCGAUGCGGAGGACAACAUGAACUGCCAGCUGAAGGACGUGACGGCCACUGGGCGGGACGGGCGUGUCACCCAGCUCGCGCAUCUCUUCAUCCGCGGGAGCCGUGUUCGCUUCUUCAUUAUCCCGGACAUGCUGAAGAACGCCCCCAUGUUCAAGCGGAUUGAUCCCAAGUUCAAGAACAAGAACAUGGCGCUGGGUGUGGGUGGCCGUGGCCGAGCCGCCGCGGUGCGCGCAGCAGCGAAAGCUAAGACCCCCGGCCGCGGGCGCGGGUAAACGCCGGAGGUGGAGCUUCUGGAGUUGCUGGAGGAUGAGGGAUGGCGGUGGCCGGUUGGGCCGCAAGAGGGGGGGGCACGUUGGGUUGGGCGGGGUGACAGUGGAGGUGCCGGAGUCUGGGUUGCUGACACUGACGGUGGUGGUGCGGUGCGACGGCCCGCGCCGGCGUGCCUGGGGUUUGUAGGGCUGUAAGGCAAGGACACGCGGCUGGUCUUGGCUCGGACAACUGGUUGUGUACGUUUUGGGGGCUUGCUUGGUCCCACACUUGUUUGGCGGGUGCAGCAGUGCCCGGUUGGGGAUUGCGUCGCCAGGUCCCCGCUUCGUGGUGGGCCCUUUCAUGGCGGGGCAGUAACGCUGGUGGAGGCAGCAACGAUUGCCGCAAAGUGGAAUCUGACUUCGGUGUUUUGGCACGUGGUGACGCUCGUUGCAAGUCGGGGUCUGGAGGUAAAGGGGCGGAUGGAGGGGUGUGCACGCGCAUGCAUGAGGCGCGGCGUGCACGCUUUGGGCGGUGAAGACUUCAGGAUGCAUUCCACAGACUGUCUUUGUGUCUGCAUGCGCAUGUAAUGCUCAUGGAUC
This is a messenger RNA of Chlamydomonas reinhardtii, 1271 nucleotides long. RefSeq lists its product as uncharacterized. The coding region runs from base 312 to 695 and encodes 127 amino acids. Gene Ontology annotation, molecular function: RNA binding. Gene Ontology annotation, cellular component: U2 snRNP; commitment complex; U4 snRNP. NCBI's taxonomy places the organism in Eukaryota, Viridiplantae, Chlorophyta, Chlorophyceae, Chlamydomonadales, Chlamydomonadaceae. The transcript has a single exon. Gene Ontology annotation, biological process: spliceosomal snRNP assembly; RNA processing. The record is from RefSeq and is a predicted model, not a curated record.